UCUACUCAGAUGAAGACUCCCUUUCCUGGCUUGCUAGCGGGCUAAUGCUUACCGAUCAUGUGAAAUGGAUUAAAAAUGUCGUAUUGUGUCGUGUGUUUUAUCUCGGUUCGGAUGCUAUAGGUAUGCUGUAGGACACAACAACACAACAGGGGCAGUGAUAUGGCUGCUGAUGACAAGUCCACGUCGUCCUCGUCCACACUGGACUGGAACUCCGAGCCACCCCUGUCUCCCACCAGCCCCUCCCACCUGACUCACUUUAAACCCCUCACCCCGGAUCAGGAGGAACCCCCCCUUCGUUCGGCCUACAGCUCCUUAGUCAGCCUCUUCCGCUUCAACAAAGAAAAGUCAGGUGCAAACAUUGCACCAGCAAAAAAGCUUGAGGAUGGUCGGCCUUCUUCAGCAGCUGAGAAACCAGAGUCUGCUGCGCCGUCACCACAGGGCGAGCGCCGGAGCUGGGGCAGUUCCUCACUGUCCACACAUGGCUCUGGGACACACAGGAAGCACUCAGACCUGAUCAGGAGAACAUCUACAGCCUCCGAAGGGCGACGAAAGUCAGAGACUCCUCUCGGGGGCCAUGACCCUCGAACUGCAGUCCAACUUCGCACUGCUCUGAAGAGACUGAAGGAGAUCAUGGAGGGAAAGAGCCAGGACAGCGAUCUGAAGCAGUACUGGAUGCCAGACAGCCAGUGUAAAGAGUGCUACGACUGCAACGAGAAGUUUACUACAUUCCGUCGGCGCCACCACUGCCGUCUCUGUGGCCAGAUAUUCUGCAGCCGCUGCUGCAACCAGGAGAUCCCCGGCAAAUUCAUGGGAUACACAGGUGAUUUACGGGCAUGCACAUACUGUCGCAAGAUCGCGCUGAGCUACGCACACUCUGCAGACUCGGCGUGUAUCGGAGAGGAUCUGACGGCGCUGUCAGACUCGCCGUGCUCUGUGUGUGUGCUGGAGCCCACAGAGCCUCGCACACCUGUCGGCGGACGCAAAGCUAGCCGCAACAUCUUCCUGGAGGAGGACCUCGCCUGGCAAAGAAAAGCUCCCAUUGGGAUGAGGAAGAAUUUGAUUCAUCCAGAGUCUCAAAAUAGUGGGCUUAACUCUAGAUUGUCUGCUGUGCAAGAAGAUCUGGGCAAAUCACCAGCACGAAAGAGAUCAGCUAGUGUGACCAACUUGUCUCUGGACCGCUCAGGCUCCAUGGUUCCCUCAUACGACAGUUCAGUGAGCCCCCAGAGCAGCCGAGCGGUGUCCAAACCUGACCACAGUGAAGAGGAGCGCAAGAUCCUCUUGGAUUCGUCUCAGCUAAAAGACUUAUGGAAGAAAAUUUGUCACAGCAAUACCGGGAUGGAGUUCCAGGACCACAGAUAUUGGCUACGUACUUACCCUAAUUGUAUUGUGGGUAAAGAUCUAGUAAACUGGCUCUUGCGAAAUGGCACCAUUUCUACCAGGGCUCAGGCCAUAGCUAUUGGACAGGCUCUGGUCGAUGGGCGCUGGCUUGACUGUGUUACUCAUAACGAUCAGAUUUUCCGUGAUGAGUACGCACUGUAUCGCCCUCUUCAGAGCACAGAGUUCUCUGAGACCCCAUCUCCAGAUACGGACAGCGUGACAUCCCUGGAGGGCCACUCAGAACCAUCAUGGUUCAAAGACAUCAAGUUUGACGACAGUGACACAGAACAGCUAGCUGAUGAAAAUGACUUAAUAACAACAAGUUCAGCCAGCCCCAGCAAAAGAACCUCAGUCAGCAGUUUCCAUUCAGCAGUGGAUAGUGAUUCAGCUGCCUCCAUCAACUUGAAUGUCGAGCAGGACAACGUCAACUUUCACAUCAAGAAGCAGGCCAAGUACCCUCACGUGCCUCCUCACCCAGCCGAACAGAAAAGUAUGGCGCACUCUGACCCAUUCGCCCCUGACUCUGACUUCCACGCACCAACUGAGGUCCUUGUCACAGAAGAUGGCGGUCAGCAUUUAUCCAUUAGUGAUGCCUUUAUUAAAGAGUCUUUGUUUAAUCGGCGUGUAGAAGAGAAAGCUAAAGAAAUGUUCUUCACUCCACUGGGUUGGCACCACAGCUCCCUAGACCAAUUGAGGGAGGAGAAUGGCGAGAAGAAGGCUAUGGAAAGACUUCUAUCAGCCAACCACAACCACAUGAUGGCCCUGCUACAGCAGCUGCUUUACAGCGAGUCACUGUCUCUCUCCUGGCGAGACAUCAUCGUGCCCGUAGUGCGGCAGAUAGUGCAGACGGUGCGUCCAGAUGUUCGGAGCUGCGACGAUGACAUGGACAUUCGCCAGCUGGUGCACAUAAAGAAGAUACCAGGAGGAAAGAAGUUUGACUCUGUCCUGGUGAAUGGCUUUGUUUGCACUAAGAAUAUUGCUCACAAAAAGAUGAAUCCUUACAUCAAGAACCCCAAGAUUCUUCUGCUCAAGUGUUCCAUUGAGUAUCUUUACAGAGAAGAGACAAAGUUUACCUGCAUCGAUCCAAUUGUGCUUCAGGAGCGAGAGUUUCUGAAGAACUAUGUGCAACGAAUAGUCGAUGUGCGUCCUAACCUGGUGCUGGUAGAGAAGACGGUGUCACGCAUCGCUCAGGAUAUGCUGCUUGAGCACGGCAUCACUUUAGUCAUCAACGUCAAACCUCAAGUGCUAGAUCGAGUGAGUCGAAUGACUCAGGGAGAUUUAGUCAUGUCUAUGGAUCAACUUUUGACCAAACCUCGCUUGGGAACAUGCCACAAAUUCUACCUUCACUCCUUUCAAUUAAACUCUAAUAAUGAGCUAAAGACACUCAUGUUCUUCGAUGGAUGUCCUUCUCAUCUGGGUUGCACCAUCAAGCUCCGUGGUGCUUCAGAGUAUGAGCUAGCUCGAGUUAAGGAGAUCAUUAUGAUGAUGGUGUACGUGGCUUAUCACUCCCAGUUAGAGAUUUCCUUCCUAAUGGAUGAGUUUGCAAUGCCUCCUAGUCUGUCUAAGAGCUCAUCAUUCCACUGCCUGCUUGAGAGCGCACCUGAGGAAGCAGAGAAGGAGGUGGACCGCGAGAGCCAGGGGAACCAAACUGAAACAAGGGAGGAACAUGGAGAGAUCAACUCGGAAGGUGAUUAUGACUUUGAGCCAGGGUUUCAAGAGAUUAUUAAAAGCCACAGUAGGCAGCAUUCGACCUCUGAGUCCUCAAUGAAAGAUGGAGAAAGUCCUAAAGUGAGCAGAAAUGACUCCCCCAUGUCUACAAUUGUGGUGGAAGGAGAUGAGAUAAAGACCUCCACUCCUCUGUCCAGCCAAUCACACCAGCCACUGUGUAUGUCCCCUCCUUAUCUUUCGUCUCUGGAGGAGAUCGUAGAGGAGGAUGUGAAGAAAGCAGCUGAGGCAGUGAGAAAUAGAGAGGAUGAGGAAACCCUGGUGCGAGCAGACAGCACCAGUUCAGAAACUCCACUUGCUCCAACACAGCUCUUCAGAGACCCGCUGCAAGAUGACAGCGGCUUGUUCGUGGCUGAGCAGGUGACUUCAUCAGACGAUCGGCUUAAGUCUAUUUCAGCCAGCUUUAGGCAGGAGUUGAAAGACGUUAUCCUGUGCAUCUCGCCCUUUAUGACCUUCCGCGAACCCUUCUUGCUCACAUCAGCUGGUCUACGCUGCCCGAGCCGGGACUACUUCCCAGAGCAGGUCUACUUCUCACUGCUGCUAAACAAGGACCACAAGGAGGUCGACAGCCGCCGCAAGAGGCUCCUGCUCAAGGACUCGAACUCAUCUAGUAGUUCUCUGGUUAACGGGAUUGGCCAACAGCACCGCCCAGUCCGAGAAUUGCCCCCCCAUAAACUCACUACAACCCGCAUGACCCAGCAGCUUAGCAAUAGUCAGGGUCUGGCUCGCAUGCUGGCAGACUACCGCGCUCAGGGAGGACGAAUCCAGCGAGACACUGAUCCAUUUGCUCAUCCCUCGCAGACCCCAAAUACAAAGGCACCAGUCAAGGCAGACAGUGAGGAGGAGAAAGGGCCAGGGCAGAGUGACAUGGUCUGGGCUACUAAGCUUGACUGCCUGAAUCCAAUAAACCACCAGAGGCUGUGUGUGUUGUUCAGCAGCUCCUCAACACAGUCCAACAAUGCCCCAAACUACUGCGUCAGCCCUUGGAUUGUGACCAUGGAAUUUUAUGGGAAGAAUGACUUGACUCUUGGAAUAUUUCUGGAAAGAUACUGCUUCAGGCCGUCUUACCAAUGCCCCAGCAUGUACUGUGAAACUCCCAUGGUACAUCACAUCCGUCGCUUUGUGCAUGGUAGUGGCUGUGUCCAGAUUGUUCUGAAAGAGCUCGAUUCACCUGUGCCUGGAUACCAACACACUAUCCUCAAUUACUCCUGGUGCAGAAUCUGUAAACAGGCUACUCCAGUUGUCCCCUUGUCCAACGAUUCAUGGUCCAUGUCCUUUGCUAAAUAUCUGGAGCUGCGUUUCUACGGCCACCAGUACACUCGCCGUGCCAAUGCAGAGCCAUGCGGACAUUCCAUUCACAAGGACUACCAUCAGUACUUCUCCUACAACCAGAUGGUGGCCUCUUUCAGCUAUAUCCCAGUGAGAUUGUUGGAGAUCUGCCUGCCUGCUCCUAAGAUCAUCAUCAGGAACCAGGGCCCCAGUAAGAACAUUCUGCAACAGGACCUCAAAGAUUUUGCGCUGAAGGUGACUCAAGUGUAUGCUGCAAUAGACGAUCGUCUCACCUCUCUUAAAACGGACACAUUCAGCAAAACUCGUGAGGAGAAAAUGGAGGACUUGUUUGCACAGAAAGAUAUGGAGGAGGGUGAGCUGCGCAGCUGGAUGGAGAAGCUGCAGGGACGUCUGCAGGCCUCGACUGUAGACACCCCACAGCAGAUGCAGGCUGUUCUUGAGUCUGUGGUGAUGAAGAAGCAGAGCUUGUGUGAAACCCUGCAAUCUUGGAAUAGCAAACUGCAGGAUCUGUUCCAGCUGGAGAAGGGCAGGAAGCGUUUGUCUGUUCCACCUAGCCCUGGCAGACACAGACAGGCCACCAACGAUGAGAGCAAGACGAGUGUCUUGGAAUCGUCUCCCCGCAACCCCUCCCCUGUGGUACAGAAUGGUGAGAAAGCAUUAGAGGAUCGUCACCUCAGCACCCUGCCCUCAAGCACAGGAUCCUUAUCCUUUCCCCUGCCAUCGCCAGCCGAACAGAGCUCAGAGGUCCCCACGGCUGGUCCUUCCUUCCAUGAUCAGGACUCUGAAGGAGAGGUGUUUGACAGCCACCUACAAGGCUCCAUUGACAGUCAAGUGAAAGAGAAAACCACCAUGAAAACCAUUCUGGCCAACCUCUUACCAGGCAACAGUUAUAACCCUAUUCCUUUACCUUUUGACCCAGAUAAACACUACCUCAUGUAUGAUCAUGAGCGUGUCCCUAUCGCCGUGUGUGAGAGAGAACCGAGCUCGAUCAUCGCCUUCGCUCUGAGCUGUAAAGAAUAUAAAACUGCUCUUGAAGAUAUUUCAAAAACUACACUGAAGACCUCUGGCGAGGAAAUCUCACAGACCAACAGUUCGGGAGAGAACAAGGUGAAGAGCAGCCCUGCCAAGGUCACUGAUGGCAGCACCUCUCAGACCGGCCGCAGCAGCAUCGAUUCCGACCCGCCCAAGGAGCCUGAGAGUGGUGACAAACAGAAGAAGCAGACAGGAAAUCCACACAUAGAACUGCAGUUCUCAGACGCCAGUGCAAAAUUCUACUGCCGCAUCUAUUAUGCAGAGGAGUUCCAUAAGAUGAGGGCUGAGGUGAUGGAGAGCACAGAGGAAGAUUUUGUGCGCUCGCUCUCUCACUGUGUCAACUGGCAAGCUCAAGGUGGCAAAUCGGGAGCUGUCUUCUAUGCCACUGAAGAUGACCGGUUUAUUUUGAAGCAGAUGCCCAGACUGGAAGUGCAGUCCUUUCUGGAUUUCGCCCCAUACUACUUCACUUAUAUCACUGGUGCAGUUCAACAGAAGCGGCCUACAGCACUUGCAAAGAUUCUGGGAGUUUACCGUAUUGGUUACAAGAACUCACAAAACAACACGGAGAAGAAGCUCGACCUGCUUGUGAUGGAGAACCUCUUUUAUGGACGCAAGAUGGCACAGGUGUUCGACCUAAAGGGCUCUCUGAGGAACCGGAACGUGAAGACGGAGCAGGGUAAGGAGAGCUGUGAGGUGGUGCUGCUGGAUGAGAACCUGCUCAAGCUGGUGCACGAUAAUCCACUCUACAUCCGAUCCCACUGCAAGGCCAUCCUGCGCGCCGCCAUCCACAGCGACGCUUACUUCCUGUCCAGCCACCUCAUCAUCGACUACUCGCUGCUGGUGGGCCGUGAUGACACUUCCGACCAGCUCGUCGUGGGCAUUAUAGAUUACAUCCGGACAUUCACAUGGGAUAAAAAGCUUGAAAUGGUGGUAAAGUCUACGGGAAUUCUCGGCGGGCAAGGUAAAAUGCCCACAGUCGUUUCUCCGGAGCUGUACCGCGCCCGCUUCUGUGAAGCCAUGGACAAGUACUUCCUUAUGGUCCCUGACCACUGGACCGGACUGGGAGUGAACUGCUGAGUUGUGGAGCUGCCCUAAGAUGCUACAGUAGACAAUCUUCAAUGACUAGAGACUUUAUAUUAAAAAAAAAAUAAAUUAAA
Messenger RNA from Hemibagrus wyckioides, 6581 nucleotides. It is a transcript of the gene pikfyve, whose product is annotated as phosphoinositide kinase, FYVE finger containing. Bases 160 to 6501 code for a protein of 2113 amino acids. The transcript has 43 exons. The record is from RefSeq and is a predicted model, not a curated record. NCBI's taxonomy places the organism in Eukaryota, Metazoa, Chordata, Actinopteri, Siluriformes, Bagridae. Gene Ontology annotation, molecular function: metal ion binding; ATP binding; 1-phosphatidylinositol-3-phosphate 5-kinase activity. Gene Ontology annotation, biological process: intracellular signal transduction; phosphatidylinositol metabolic process.